Messenger RNA from Parathielavia appendiculata, 1728 nucleotides. RefSeq names its product general substrate transporter. The record is from RefSeq and is a predicted model, not a curated record. The transcript is spliced from 6 exons. Bases 1 to 1728 code for a protein of 575 amino acids. Gene Ontology annotation, molecular function: carbohydrate:proton symporter activity. NCBI's taxonomy places the organism in Eukaryota, Fungi, Ascomycota, Sordariomycetes, Sordariales, Chaetomiaceae. Gene Ontology annotation, biological process: carbohydrate transport; transmembrane transport. Gene Ontology annotation, cellular component: membrane.
AUGGCCGGAGGCGACGCGGGCGCGGCCGGCUUCUACGAUGCCGCGCUGCACAAGCGACAGGCCAUGAUGGGCAAGAGCGGUCCCUCGGCCCUGAUCAAGAACUUUCGCGUCUUCCGCGUGGCCGCCUUCGCCUGCAUUGGUGGCGUGCUGUACGGCUACAAUCAAGGCAUGUUCUCGGGCGUCCUUGCCAUGCCAGCGUUCAACAGCCACAUGGGCGAGUACACGACGGACCAGACCAAGAAGGGGUGGUUGACAGCUAUCUUGGAACUCGGCGCCUGGCUUGGCACCCUGCUUUCGGGUUUCCUCGCCGAGGUGCUUUCGAGGAAGUACGGUGUGAUUGUGGCCUGCUGCGUGUUCAUUCUCGGUGUCAUUAUCCAGGCCACGGCGAUCAAUGCUGGACACAAUUCCAUCUUGGCUGGGCGUUUCAUUACUGGUAUGGGUGUUGGCAGCCUCGCCAUGAUCGUUCCCAUCUACAACUCCGAAGUGUCACCCCCUGAAGUGCGUGGAGCACUGGUUGCCACCCAGCAGUUGGCCAUUACCUUCGGCAUCAUGAUCAGCUUCUGGAUCGACUACGGCACCAACUACAUCGGCGGCACCGGAGAUACCCAGUCUGACGCAGCCUGGCUGGUCCCCAUCUGCCUGCAACUCGCGCCGGCACUCAUCCUGCUCGUCGGCAUGAUCUUCAUGCCCUUCUCGCCUCGUUGGCUGGUUCACCACGGACGCGACGACGAAGCCCGCAAGGUUCUGUGCAGCCUCCGCGGCCUGCCACCUGACCACGAGCUGGUCGAGAUUGAGUUCCUCGAGAUCAAGGCCCAGUCACUCUUCGAGAAGCGUACCGUCGCCGAGCUCUUCCCCAACCUGCGCGAACCGACCGCCUGGAACAUCUUCAAACUCCAAUUCGUCUCCAUCGGAAAGCUCUUCCAAACAAAGGCCAUGUUCAAGCGGGUUAUCGUUGCGUCUGUGACCAUGUUCUUUCAGCAGUGGACCGGUAUCAACGCCGUGCUGUACUACGCCCCCUUCAUUUUCCAACAGCUGGGCAUGAACGAGAACACCAAGUCUCUCCUCGCGACCGGCGUCGUGGGCAUCGUCAUGUUCCUCGCGACCAUCCCCGCGGUCCUCUGGAUCGACCGCGUCGGCCGCAAGCCCGUCCUCACUAUCGGUGCGCUCGGCAUGGCCACUUGCCACAUCAUCAUAGCUGUCAUCGUGGCCAAGAACAUCAACAACUGGCACGAGCACGUUGCGGCGGGCUGGGCAGCCGUGUGCAUGGUCUGGCUGUUCGUCAUCCACUUCGGCUACUCGUGGGGCCCCUGCGCGUGGAUCAUCGUGGCCGAGAUUUGGCCGCUCAGCACGCGGCCCUACGGCGUGGCGCUGGGCGCGUCGAGCAACUGGAUGAACAACUUCAUUGUUGGGCAGGUCACGCCCGACAUGCUGGACGGCAUCACAUACGGCACCUACAUUCUCUUUGGUUUGCUGACGUACAUGGGUGCCGCUUUCAUCUGGUUCUUUGUGCCCGAGACCAAGCGGCUGACGCUCGAGGAGAUGGAUGUCCUCUUUGGCUCCGAAGGCACCGCCCAGGCGGACUUUGAGCGCAUGGCGGAGAUUAAUACCGAGAUCGGCCUCACCCAGCUCCUGAACGGCGGCGAUGGCGUCAUUGGGGGCGUCAUUGGUGGCACAUCCGGGUCUGAUGCUGAGAAGUCCAAGCUUGGCGAGCACACGGAGAAGGUUUAA